CACAGCCAUGCCGAGGACCGUCUCUUCAAACAUCUCUUUGGGGGCUACAACCGCUGGGCCCGGCCUGUGCCCAACACCUCGGAUGUGGAUGAAAAGAACCAAAUGAUGACCACCAACGUCUGGCUGAAGCAGGAGUGGAAUGACUACAAGCUGCGCUGGAACCCUGCUGACUUUGGCAACAUCACCUCCCUCCGCGUGCCCUCGGAGAUGAUCUGGACCCCGGACCUUGUCCUCUACAACAAUGCAAAUGGGGAGUUUGCGGUGACGCACAUGACCAAAGCCCACCUCCGCUUCACGGGCACUGUGCACUGGGUGCCCCCGGCCAUCUACAAGAGCUCCUGUAGCAUCGAUGUCACCUUCUUCCCCUUCGACCAGCAGAACUGCAAGAUGAAAUUUGGCUCCUGGACCUACGACAAGGCCAAGAUCGACCUGGAGCAGAUGGAGCAGAUGGUGGACCUGAAGGACUACUGGGAGAGCGGCGAGUGGGCUAUCAUCAACGCCACAGGCACCUACCACAGCAAGAAGUAUGACUGCUGUGCUGAGAUCUACCCAGACGUGACCUUCUACUUCGUCAUCCGCCGCCUGCCGCUCUUCUACACCAUCAACCUCAUCGUCCCCUGCCUGCUCAUCUCCUGCCUCACGGUGCUCGUAUUCUACCUGCCCUCCGACUGCGGCGAGAAGAUCACCCUCUGCAUCUCCGUGCUGCUCUCGCUCACCGUGUUCCUGCUUCUCAUCACGGAGAUCAUCCCGUCCACCUCGCUCGUCAUCCCGCUCAUUGGGGAGUACCUGCUCUUCACCAUGAUCUUCGUCACCCUGUCCAUCGUCAUCACCGUCUUCGUCCUCAAUGUGCACCAUCGCUCUCCCGGCACCCACAACAUGCCCCGCUGGGUGCGGGGGGUCCUGCUGGGUUGUGUGCCCCGCUGGCUGCUCAUGAACCGGCCCCUGGCACCCUUGGGGCCCCACAACCCAGCAGGCCUCAAACUCAGCCCCACGUAUCACUGGCUGCAGACCAAUGUAGAUGCUGAGGAGGAGGAGGAGGUGGAGGAGGAGGAGGAGCAGAGAUGGGUGUGUGCGGGUUGCUCAGCUCCCACUCGGGGAGCUUACGAUGGCCAUGGGGGCUUGCAGCGAGGGGCUUUGGCGCCCAAGACUGUAUCCCAGGAGUAUGAGAUACUGCUGUCCCCUCGCAUGCGCAAGGCCCUGGAAGGCGUGCACUACAUCGCCGAUCACCUGCGGUCUGAAGAUGCUGACUCCUCGGUGAAGGAAGACUGGAAGUAUGUCGCCAUGGUCAUUGAUAGGAUAUUUCUUUGGUUGUUUAUUAUCGUGUGCUUCCUGGGCACCAUUGGACUUUUUCUUCCCCCAUUCCUGGCUGGCAUGAUCUGA
This is a messenger RNA of Ochotona princeps (American pika), 1380 nucleotides long. RefSeq names its product cholinergic receptor nicotinic alpha 2 subunit (gene CHRNA2). The record is from RefSeq and is a predicted model, not a curated record. Gene Ontology annotation, molecular function: acetylcholine-gated monoatomic cation-selective channel activity; transmembrane signaling receptor activity. The coding region runs from base 103 to 1380 and encodes 425 amino acids. The transcript is spliced from 5 exons. Lineage: Eukaryota; Metazoa; Chordata; Mammalia; Lagomorpha; Ochotonidae. Gene Ontology annotation, cellular component: synapse; neuron projection; postsynaptic membrane. Gene Ontology annotation, biological process: nervous system process; chemical synaptic transmission; regulation of membrane potential.